AUGGCUACAGAUACUGUCUCUCAUGUCGAUGUGCUCAUCGUCGGAGCCGGGCCAGCUGGUCUAAUGGCCGCAACGUGGAUGGCGAGAUGUGGGAUCAAUGCGAGGAUUAUCGACAAGAGGGGUACCAAGAUCUAUAACGGUCAAGCAGAUGGGCUUCAAUGUCGCUCCUUAGAAAUCUUCGACUCGUUUGACUUUGCAGAUAGGGCAUGGAAGGAAAGCAAUCAUAUACUUGAGGUUUGCCUCUGGAACCCAGAUUCUGAAGGAAGGCUGAGAAGAUCCGAUAGACUACCGGAUACUAUUCCAGGCAUUAGUCGCUUUCACGAGGCAGUUUUGCACCAAGGUCGAAUAGAACGUUUCUUUCUCGAUUCUCUAAAACAGCAUAGCAAUAUCAGAGUUGAGCGCGGGGUUCUUCCGGACAAGCUCACUUUCGACGGAACAAAAGCGGACGAUCCGAACGAAUACCCUAUUGAAGUUCUUUUACAGCAUCUCAGUGAAGAUCAAGCGAAUCCCGAGCAGAAUCAAUCAACAGUGGAUGGAGGAGCAACUUCCGAUGGCCUCUUCCGAAGUAAUUUGGCGCCUGAUGAUACCGAUGAACUCCUAAACAACGCACAUAAAAAUGGCUUGGCAGGAAGCAGUGAGAUCGUAAAGGCAAAGUACAUGAUAGGAUGCGAUGGCGCACAUUCCUGGACCAGAAAGCAACUAGGAUUCAAACUCGAAGGUGAACAAACAGAUUACAUUUGGGGUGUACUCGAUAUUAUUCCAAUCACAAAUUUUCCCGACAUUCGAAUGAGAUGUACUAUUCACUCAGCAAGCUCAGGAAGUAUGAUGGUUAUACCAAGAGAAAAUAAGCUCGUCAGACUUUACAUUCAAAUCACUACUACAGAAAAGGGGGCAAAGGUUGAGCGGUCGGCCAUCAAUCCAAAGAUGAUUUUGGAAGCCGCUCGAGGAACAAUAGCACCAUACAAGCUAGAUUAUGAGUAUUGUGAUUGGUGGACAGCUUAUCAAAUUGGUCAACGAGUCGGCUCGAACUUUUCCAAGAACGAGCGUAUAUUUCUAGCUGGUGAUGCAGUACAUACUCAUUCACCGAAAGCUGGACAAGCUGCUGUUCUUAAUGGAACCGCUAAUCGAUCAAUCCUGAAGACUUAUCAAUCAGAACGUCGACGGAUUGCCCAAGAUCUCAUUGCAUUCGAUCAUAAAUUCUCUCGACUCUUUUCUGGUCGUCCAGCAAAAGAUGCCACGGAUGAGGCAGGUAUUAGCAUGGAUGAAUUCAAAGACGUUUUCAAAAAGGGGAGUUUGUUUGCUAGUGGUGUAGCCGUGAAUUACGGUGCUAGCAUCAUCGUUGCGAAAGAGGGGGAUGCUGCAGAGCAAGGAGAUGGGACUGAUGUAGCCCAGAAAAUUACAGCUAGAGUUACAGGUAAACAACAUCUGGCUUCUAAUAUCAAAAUUGGUAUACGAUUGCCUAGUUUCAAAGUUCUUAACCAAUCGGAUGCGAGACCUUGGCAUUUCCAAGAACGUUUAAAGAGUGAUGGACGCUGGAGAAUUGUUAUUUUUGCUGGGGAUAUCUCAAAUGAUGUCCAAAUGUCUCGAAUAACCACUCUAGGUCAGGAAUUACCUGACCUAGUCCAAAAGUUCACACCCGAAACCAAAGCCAUCGAUUCAGUAAUCGAAGUCCUCAUGAUUCACAGCGCACCAAGAAUACAUAUAGAACUUUUAGAUCUCCCGGAUAUCUUCCAUCAUUUGAGUCAGAGGGAUGGAUAUGACUACAACAAGGUCUAUGUAGAUGAUAUGUCGUAUCAGGAGGGGCAUGGGAAGGCGUAUGAGGGGUAUGGUGUUGAUGAGAAGAGAGGAUGUGCUGUAGUGUUGAGACCGGAUCAACAUGUUAGUUGGAUUGGGGAAUUGGAAGAUAUAGAGGAGAUGGAGAGGUUUUUUAUGGGUUUUAUGGUGGUGAAAAGGAACCCCCAAGAAAAUUCCAACGUAGAACAAACCACCAAGAAGGAUCCCAAGUCCUCAGAAAAACUAGAUAGGUAUGCAUAA
This is a messenger RNA of Sclerotinia sclerotiorum 1980 UF-70, 2034 nucleotides long. RefSeq lists its product as hypothetical. Gene Ontology annotation, molecular function: FAD binding. The record is from RefSeq and is a predicted model, not a curated record. Lineage: Eukaryota; Fungi; Ascomycota; Leotiomycetes; Helotiales; Sclerotiniaceae. Bases 1 to 2034 code for a protein of 677 amino acids. The transcript has 5 exons.